Messenger RNA from Patella vulgata (common limpet), 2279 nucleotides. Its product is annotated as neurogenic locus notch homolog protein 2. The transcript is spliced from 7 exons. Lineage: Eukaryota; Metazoa; Mollusca; Gastropoda; Patellidae. The coding region runs from base 34 to 1287 and encodes 417 amino acids. Gene Ontology annotation, molecular function: calcium ion binding. The record is from RefSeq and is a predicted model, not a curated record. Gene Ontology annotation, biological process: protein autoprocessing.
CUUACGCGCUUAGCUUCGCGUUAAAUAAUCAUUAUGCGUGGUUUGUUAGUUGCUGUUUUUGCUGCUUCCUUUCUUGUAGCCGUAUGUACUGGGCACCUACACCAAAGAAGUUAUUGGAGGAGAGGACCACCCUUUAACCUUGAAAGUAUAAGUUGUGACAAGAUUAAAAGAACGGACCUAUGCUACUGUUGUAAAGACCCUUGUGAUGACGUUGAGUGUCUUAACAAUGGAGUGUGUGUUAAUGGUAUUUGUAAUUGUCCCUGUGGCUUCUCCGGAGCAGAUUGUGGUGUGGAUCUGUGUGCUGCCGAACCUUGUCAAAAUAAUGGAACUUGUGUACCAGAGGUUGGUGCAGUGUCAUGUCAAUGUGCGGAUGGGUUUACCGGUGACAAUUGUGAGGAGGAUCUAUGUGCUGCUGAACCUUGUCAAAACAAUGGAACUUGUGUACCAGAGGCUGGUGGAGUGUCAUGUACGUGUGUGGAUGGAUUUAUCGGUGACAAUUGCGAGGAGGAUCUUUGUGCUACUGAACCUUGUCUAAAUAAUGGAACUUGUGUACCAGAGGCUGGUGGAGUGUCAUGUAUGUGUUUGGAUGGAUUUAGAGGUGACAAUUGCAAUGAAACAUGUUUUCCCGCUCAAACAGAACUAUUAACACGAAAUGGUGGUGUUAAAUACAUAGAAGAUAUAGAAAUUGGUGACGAAGUACAAGUUAUCAACCCUGAUGGUAGUGUUGGUUACAGUGAAGUAUGGUGUCAUAGUCAUUACGAUCUCCACUCGACCAAUAGAUACCUGGAAAUUACAACACAGACACAUGUAUUACCCAUCAGUCAUUGGCAUUAUCUACCGGUUGCUUCUAAUUCAACUUACAUCUAUAAAAUGGCACAAGAUGUCCAGGUAGGGGAUUUUCUGUUAACGGUUGAUGGCGAUAGGCAGUUGUUAGAAAUGGUGCAGCAUGUAAAGUUAAUUGAAAGAACUGGCGCCUUCUCCCCGAUGACGAAAUCUGGUCACAUUGUUGUAAAUGGAAUCCAGGCCUCGUGUUAUUCUGCCAUUUACCCGACUACAGCCCAUGUAGGUUUAACCCCAUUCCGAGUGGCCUAUGAUGUCACACCACGAGCUAUCAUGGAUCUCAUUCUAGCACCUAAUUCAAAUGGUGUACCGUAUGUGUUUGAUACAAUUCUCAAGACCAUGUAUUGCACAUGGGUUUCCAGGAACCAAGGAUACCAAUUGUCUUCCAGAUCUAUACCGCCACUUUGUACACCCCGCUUCAUAAAUGCAGAUUUAAAAAUCAAUUAACUUCACAUGCCAUCUGUGAAGUUUGUGGGCGCUUUUUAAUUAAAUUUUAAUUGCUGUUUAAAGAUAUGUGCUUUUCUCAAACGAUUUAGUUCUUUGAUUUUCAGUUUUAAUUUAUUAAUGAAUUGUUAGUUUUAUUUGUUUAUUUUGAAUUAGGGGCGACAUUCAGACAAAUUCCAUCUUAGUACACCACAAUCGUUGACAUUAUCACUAAAACUGAUGGAUUUUAGAGCAUGAUCGUACCUACCUUGUGUUGAAUUGUGGUAAUUAUAAGAUAUUUUUGUACGCCUAUAACUGAGACCGAAAAAUACGAAAAUGUUAAAUUUUAGAAAUACACUUACGAAAUUUGUAUUUAUCUCUAAUUAUUGUUUUAGAUAUGUGCUCUUUGUAUAUGUCCAUAUAUCCAACCACAAUUUCUUGCGAUCGCGCAUGUACCAAAGUGCGUGACAGGCAUCUAUGAAACUUCGUCGAAAUUAAAUUUAUUAAUGUCUUGAUUACGUCCGAUAAAAAAAACUCAUAUAUGUCCAUCCACACAGAAAUGUAAAAAAAAAAUCAGGUUACAUUUUGUGAAUAAAUGAGUCGAUACUUUCUAUCUGUCUUCAGAACAGAAUCAGCCACUGGUGACUUUAGACUGUUCACACAUUGAACAAAAACAAUGAAAAUGUCUAUGUGUAUACCCCUAAUCAGUGUAAGGAUUGCCAAAUGUCCAGUUUAUUUAAUAGCUCUAACAUAUCUAACCGUUUUAGUUUAAGAUUUUGAAAACUUGUGAACACAAGUCUCUGUGAGGGAUACUUCAUUAUCAGGAAGAACCAUGUCGAACUUUGGGAACUAUGUAUAUUUAUUUAGUUAUUACCAUAUAUAUUUUUAUUUACUAAACGUAUAUUUUUAACCCUUUAUUAUAAUAUUAUGUAUACUAAUUUUUGUUUUGUAUUGUAUUGUAUCAGUAUUGAUAUUUUAAAAGAACAAAAAUUUCCAAAAUCUUUUAAAACUUUAUA